GCGAGAGUAUAUAAGUGUUCUGUGGCGAAGUCAGUGUCCUGCUUGAACGAAUGAACGUAGGUGGCGUCGAAAGUGCAUUGCUGUCCGGCUGUUAAUUGGCGCUUUGUCAGUGAUUGGAUCAACCAUAAGUCGAAACAAGGAAUUAUGACUGGCACUGACCUUGCAGUCUCGAAGGUGGUUGUGCAUCCGCUGGUUCUCCUCAGCGUCGUGGAUCACUUCAAUCGCAUGGGGAAAGUUGGCCACCAAGAUCGAGUGGUUGGCAUCUUACUCGGCUCCUGGAAAGAAAAGGGUGUUUUGGACGUUUCUAACAGCUUUGCUGUUCCGUUCGACGAAGAUGAGAGAGACAAGACUGUCUGGUUUCUGGAUCACGACUACCUUGAAAACAUGUAUUCUAUGUUCAAGAAGGUGAACGCCAGGGAACGCAUUGUUGGCUGGUACCAUACUGGUCCAAAUUUGCACCCUAGCGAUAUUCCUAUCAACGAGCUGGUGCGAAGGUACUGCAGCACUUCCGUGCUUGUCAUCAUUGAUGCUCAGCUGCUCUCUAUCGGUCUACCCACAGAAGCAUACAUAGCUGUGGAGGAAGUUCACGAUGAUGGCACCCCAACUACCAAGACGUUUGAGCAUGUCCCUAGUGAAAUCGGAGCAGAGGAAGCUGAGGAGGUUGGAGUUGAGCAUUUACUUCGGGACAUCAAGGACACUACUUUGGGCACACUCUCACAGAGGAUAACCAACCAGCUGAUGGGCUUGAAAGGACUUCAAGGCCAGGUGCACCACAUAAGAGAUUAUCUGGAGCAAGUGGCUAUGGGUACCCUGCCAGUCAACCACACCAUCAUCUACCAGCUUCAGGACAUAUUCAACUUACUGCCUGAUGUGGGUCUCCAGGACUUUGUCAAAUCUCUCUAUAUCAAGACAAAUGACCAGAUGUUAGUUGUGUACCUGGCAUCUUUGGUGCGUUCUGUUGUGGCCUUGCAUAACCUCAUCAACAACAAGAUCACUAACCGUGAUGCAGAGAAAAAGGAGACGGCGAAAAAGGAUGAGCCGAAGGAGAAGAAACCUGAAGAGAAAAAGAAAGAAGUCAAGGUGUGAGCCACCCAUUUUUGAGCAGCUACAGUGCCUGCUACGAGGCAGUUCGGUCAUCCCACAAUAAAAGCAUAAAGAAAAAUUGGUUCAGAGAAAAAUUGAGAAUAGUCACUUCUUGCAAGAUAACAAAUUGUAUUUCGGGCAUUCUGUUGUAUGAAAAUCCCUCUGUUAGUUUCUCUUUGUUUUUUUUUUUUACUGGUUGAAAUGGAUUAAGGAAAUGUUUCUUUGUUUCCUCAGUACAUGGCUUGUUUUUUGCUUGCAUUGUUUAUUAUCUAAUGUACAUCUUUAAAGACGCUAUCCUUUUGCUUUGCCUCUUUACAUUUGUGGGUGUGUUUGAAAAUAAACUGCAGUUUUAUAGAGCUUCUUGGCUAGUGGUUGUUAAAUUUCUGUUAUGUUUCCAUGUGGAGGGAGCGUUUAAACACCUCUGCAUUCCAAUAACUAAUGACCAACUGAUCAAGCUAUAUUGUUUCCAAUUUUGUUAUCGGGUCAUGCUCAAUAGCACAGUACAUUAUUGUUAUUUCGUGAGCUUCAGAAUGAUAACACUAUUGCAGGUGUAAAUUCAGCCUGCUGGAAUGCCUUCCUUGGCAAUUGGAUAUUUUCCAGGUGUCCAUGCAAGCUGCAAGCAUUUUGUUAAGUUUGUUGGGUAUUUCUUUGAAUGUUUGCUUUAAAUGUUUGCUUACCAUGAAAGCAUUACUUGUAUUAGAGUAAAAUUUGGUGCAAAUUAAAAUGUGGAAGUGAUUCAAAUUUA
This is a messenger RNA of Rhipicephalus microplus (southern cattle tick), 1828 nucleotides long. It is a transcript of the gene Rpn8, whose product is annotated as regulatory particle non-ATPase 8. NCBI's taxonomy places the organism in Eukaryota, Metazoa, Arthropoda, Arachnida, Ixodida, Ixodidae. Gene Ontology annotation, molecular function: protein binding; metallopeptidase activity. Gene Ontology annotation, biological process: proteasome-mediated ubiquitin-dependent protein catabolic process. The record is from RefSeq and is a predicted model, not a curated record. Gene Ontology annotation, cellular component: proteasome complex; proteasome regulatory particle.